CAUGGCAAAGUUCAGUUCCAGAAAAAAAUCCUCCAUUUGGGUCCCCAACGGUUGCAUCUUCUUCCUCGGAGGAGCACUCACAACCCUCCUUCUCCUCUGGGGUCUAUCCUCCUUCAUAAUCCCCAUCCCAAACUCUGACCCAGAACUCAACCCUGUCUCCACAAAACUCAGUUCCCUCCAAUUCCCCACAAACACCGACGCACCAGAAACAACUUUUUACGACGACCCCGAAACGAGUUACACCAUGGACAAGCCCAUGCACAACUGGGACGAGAAGAGAAAACAGUGGCUUUUGCAUCAUCCUUCAUUCACCGUCACGACACAUGAUAGCAAGAUCCUCGUCGUGACGGGGUCGCAGCCGAAGCGCUGCCACAACCCCAUCGGCGAUCACCUUCUAUUAAGGUUCUUCAAGAACAAGGUUGACUACUGCCGCCUCCACAACUACGACAUAAUUUACAAUAACGCCCUAUUGCACCCCAAAAUGGGAUCAUACUGGGCCAAGUACCCGGUGAUCCGAGCCGCCAUGGUGGCUCACCCGGAGGCCGAGUGGAUCUGGUGGGUCGACUCGGACGCGGUCUUCACCGACAUGGAGUUCACUCUCCCUCUCAACCGCUACAAGGACCACAACCUCGUUGUCCACGGUUGGGAAAAUCUCGUACGUGAAAACCGUAGCUGGACGGGGCUUAACGCCGGCGUUUUCCUCAUGAGAAACUGUCAGUGGUCGUUGGAUUUUAUGGACGUGUGGGCCAGCAUGGGCCCAAUGUCCCCGGAGUAUGAAAAAUGGGGGGAAACCUUAAAAUCCACGUUCAAGGACAAGGUUCUUCCGGACUCGGACGAUCAGACGGCGCUGGCAUAUCUGAUCGCGGUUGAGAAAAAAUGGGCGGACAAGAUCUUUCUGGAGAGUGAGUACUAUUUCCAAGGCUACUGGUUGGAGAUUUCGAAGACUUACUAUAACGUUAGCGAGAGGUACGAUGAGGUGGAGAGAAAGGUUAAAGGAUUGAGGAGGAGGCACGCGGAGAAAGUGAGUGAAAGUUAUGGUUUGAUGAGGGAGGAGUAUUUGAACGAUGUGGGAGAGUGGAAGAGGCCUUUCAUCACGCAUUUCACUGGGUGCCAACCCUGCAAUGGACACCAUAACCCUGCGUAUGAUGCUAUGGAUUGCUGGAACAGCAUGGAGAGGGCUCUGAACUUCGCUGAUAAUCAGGUGUUGCGCGUCUAUGGUUACAUGCGUAAGGAUCUCUUGAAUAAGGCCAUUUCACCUAUACCUUUUGAUUAUCCCAAUGUUGUGUAGAUUUACUCAGGUAAAUAAAUAAUGAUGAAAUUAACU
Molecule: messenger RNA, 1324 nt
Organism: Glycine soja
Lineage: Eukaryota; Viridiplantae; Streptophyta; Magnoliopsida; Fabales; Fabaceae
Product: galactomannan galactosyltransferase 1-like
Exons: 1
Coding region: 2-1288 (428 amino acids)
Cellular component (GO): membrane; trans-Golgi network; endosome
Molecular function (GO): galactosyltransferase activity
Source: RefSeq, a predicted model, not a curated record